GCAACACAAACGCGCCCUCUUCAAGCGUCUUAGUAUGGGCCAGGACUAUUAUUCUAUUUUGGGAAUAAAAAGAAAUGCCACCCUCAAUGAACUAAAUAAAGCCUUUCGUAGACUUGCCCUAAAAUAUCACCCCCUCAAAUGUGAACCAGGCGAAUCAGCCGUUGAAAAAUUUUUACUUAUAUGUGAAGCCUAUGACGCCUUAUAUGAUCCACAAAGACGCGCUAUAUUUGACCAAUUUGGUGAAGAGGGUCUAAAGCAUGGUUGUCCUGGUGAAGAUGAAUGGAUCAAAGGAUACGUUUACCAUGGAGAUGCAAAUCGAACCUUUAAAGAAUUUUUUGGGGGUGACAAUCCAUUCAAGGCUAUUUACACUGAAAUGGAUAAUCAAGUACGAAAUAAUUUUGGCGGCAUAAAUGGUCGAGGGCAAAUGCGACAGGAUGCUUCUAUUGAAAGAGAAUUAUAUUUGACACUCGAAGAAGUCUAUAGCGGUUGUAUUAAAAAAAUGAAAAUCUCAAGAAGAGUGAUGAAUAGCGAUGGGCAUACAAGCACUAUUCGUGAU
Molecule: messenger RNA, 556 nt
Organism: Protopolystoma xenopodis
Lineage: Eukaryota; Metazoa; Platyhelminthes; Monogenea; Polystomatidea; Polystomatidae
Source: the annotation of a GenBank genome assembly